AUGAUGGAUUCCAGGUGGCUGCGCGUACUAGGCGUUGCUGCAUCGCUCGUUCGGUGUGCCGAGGGGGACGGGAAGGCCUUGAGCGUGCCUCCCAGCGAGAAAUGGUAUGGUGACGAUGGGACGUGGAGCGCUGUAUCACUACGCGUGGGGACGCCUCAGCAAUGGAUAGAUGUCAUGGUGAGCACCGCAAGCUCGGAGACGUGGGUCGUCGGCGAUGGCGGAUGUGGUCCUGGUGAUACGCAGUGCGUCUUCACGAGAGGGGGGACUUUCGCUCCAUCAAAGUCCUCGACAUGGAAAGACCAAGGACUCUACGAGCUCGGAGCCAGCCAACAGCUGGGCAACAACGGAGUUGGAUUGUAUGGUCUUGACACUCUGACUUUUGGCGGCUCUGGCGUUACUAUCUCAUCUGCUAUUAUUGGUGCUUUCAACGGGACUGGGCCAAUUCAUGGGGCCUCAUAUUUGCUGGGGUUUUUCGGUGUCGGUAUUAUUCCUGGAGCCUUUAACAAUAUCGCUCCAUUGAGUGCCGUCAGUGCCUUGGUCGAAGAAGUUGGGGCUAUACCAAGUUAUAGCUGGGGGUAUACCGCUGGAGCGCAUUAUCGACAAAAAGGGACAGUCGCUUCCUUAACACUUGGUGGUUUCGAUCUCAACCGCUUCAUCAACCACGAUACAAACUUCAACCUGAACGCGGCAAAGCAGCUUUUGACUUCCAUCAACAAAAUCACCGUUUCCUCUUCCCAAGCUUCCAACAAUUGGACCGCCCCAGUGCAACUCUUGAGCACCACGGAUCAGGUAUCCGCGGUAUUUGACAGUUCCACUCCAUUCUUGUGGCUACCGCCAUCAGUUUGUGAGCGCUUUGCAACGGCUUUGGGCUUGAGUUACAACACUUCACUGAAUCUGUACACUUUUGACGACAAUCCAUCUCAGCAUGAUGUACUCGCUGCAUCGCAACUUUCCUUCACGUUCACCUUCGCCGACAUGUUAUCAGCACCAUCCACUGUCGACAUCACACUUCCAUACGACGCUUUCGAUCUACAGCUUAAAUAUCCUGCAAUCCCUGGCACCGGUUUCGGCGACCCGGACGCUACUAAAUAUUACUUUCCAUUGCGUCAAGCAGAAAACGAGGCUCAGUACACCAUCGGUCGAGCCUUCCUACAAGAAGCAUACUUAAUCGCUGACUACGAACGCAACACUUUCUCGAUCUUCCAAGCACUCCACCCUUCAGACUCGGUUACCAAUACUAGCAUUCACGAAAUCAAUCCACCCUCAGACAGCCCUUUGACCGGCGGCCCAGGAACACCCAAAGCUUCAAAGCUCACAACAGGAGCGAUAAUAGGUAUAUCAGCUGGUGCUUUUGUUAGUGUUGCUUCUAUGGCCGUUGCCAUUGUCUAUUUAUGUUUCCGCAAACGACAGAAGCAAGCAAGAGACAGCGAUUCCGAGAAGUCAUCCUCUUCGUCACCCUCCUCGCUACCUCGCAGCGGAUCUCCCCUUGACCACGAGGUUAAUCACAAAGCGACUCCUCCACCAAUUCAUAUCCACGAAGUUGAUGGCAACACAUCCUACCCAACUGAGGUCGGAGCAGACGCAACACACGAACGUUUCGAGCUCCCCGCUCCCCUGGGUCCCGUAGAACUCGACGGUGAGUCAUGCGGUUCAACGCAAGACUCGUCAUAUCUCUCCGCCUACGAAUGUGCCAGGAGAAAAAUGGAGCGGCAGCAAGCAGAAUUCGCUGCAACGCAAGGAGCAGGUGCAAGUCCUCCCCGGGUGGAAAAAAGCGAAACGGACAUCUCCCACAUGGGUCAUUACCGCGCCCCAGAUACGGAGAACCAGCACUUCCGUGCAAGUACCUCUUCUGAGACGCAAGGAGAUUCUCCGCCCAUAUACGACAGGAUCAACCCAGCGAACGUUGUAUAUGCUGGACGACUGCCUGAUAAUGUGCAACCUCCCGGUCUUGCACCCCCUCUAUUUGGGCGCGAUGGUCGAGUGUAUCGCCCCGAGGUCUCUGGUCCCCCGCCUGACAUGAACACAAAUAGCUCGCUCGGAAGCGAAUUGACUUUCGAUGCUUUCUACAGGAACCUCUGCAGUGAAAGCUCCGGUUCAAAUACGGACCUCUAUGGUGCAAGCACCGGAUCAAUAGGCUCGCAUCUUGUGUCUCCCUUACAGAGUGCCCCAUCAGAAUCCGGAGCUCGCAUCGGGGGUACGAAUACCGUAUCUCCGCUGGAUAACUCGUCUCCAGAUGCACUGUGGUCUGAAAGGGCGGGAUAUGCACAAGGGGGAUCGAGUCGGGAGAACCCGGUCUUGGAUCAAUUGAGUAGCAGGAACAGGCUAGAUGGAGAGGAUUUGAUCCAUGUGCCACAGCUUGCCGAAAGGAGAUUCAGUUGGGAGCAUGAACGGACAAGGACCUGA
Messenger RNA from Drepanopeziza brunnea f. sp. 'multigermtubi' MB_m1, 2403 nucleotides. RefSeq lists its product as uncharacterized. The record is from RefSeq and is a predicted model, not a curated record. NCBI's taxonomy places the organism in Eukaryota, Fungi, Ascomycota, Leotiomycetes, Helotiales, Drepanopezizaceae. Gene Ontology annotation, cellular component: fungal-type vacuole. Gene Ontology annotation, biological process: proteolysis. Gene Ontology annotation, molecular function: aspartic-type endopeptidase activity.